GUUGCUCCAACUGGUUCACCAGACAGCGUAUUCCGUGUGAGGAGUUAGAAAGCUGCUCAUUCAGACUGUGCUCGUUCAUGUAACUGUCUCAUCUAACCCCGUGGCGUGUUUUUAAAUUCCUCUGUCUUAUUCGUUACCUCGGGACUUUGAGACAAUGUAGCGGUGCUGUUCAGCUGACCCUUUGAGAUGGAGAGAACCUCAGCAGAAGAUGACUGCGUGGAUUCAGGAGCCGAGACUGGAGGCCAUUAGACAGAGAUGUGCUUCAGUUUCUCAUGCGGUCUGAUUACAGUCCCUUGUCCUCAACCAGCAUGUGUGGAGGUGAGUUAUCCAUGGGCGAGCUCCAGGAUCCCUUCCUCGUUAGCGUCCACCUCAUCGCCGACCCUGGCCACGGCAAGUUUCUGCAGCGGGCUGCCGAUGCAGUCCUGUCGUGGGUCCACCCUGAGCUUCAGCUCUUCCGAGUCUCAGAGCGGGCCUCCGUCUCCUGGCCCAAGCACCAUCAAAACGGCAGCUCGGUUGAAGCCGGCCAGCCAGCCCUGGCGGUUAUCGUCUUCCUCCAGGAGGCGGACGGUGGCGAGGAGCAGAUACUGAUGCUGCACCACACUCUGCACAGGCCACCUUGGCGCUACCACCACACUGAAAAAGUCAGCAAUGGCCGGCGGAUGUUACCGCUGGCACCAUGCAGCCAGGACUUUUUCACUCUGUCUGCUGGCACGCCGCUCUGGGCUGUGCGGCAGGUCCAUUAUGGGAAAGAAAUUGUGCGAUUCACUGUUUAUUGCCGACAUGAAAAUUAUAUUGACAUGGUGCAGCUUUACAAGCUGUUGCUUCAGCGCAGGGUAGCGCAGAAGAAGGAGGACUUUUGCUUCUUUGUGGUGUACUCCAACCCGGACAUGGAGAUCCAAUUGUCAUUUAAGAGGCUCCCACGAGGUCAGAGUCCGGCAGUGCUGGAGUCAGCGGUGAUGGAAAUGAGGGUACGAGAUGUUGGGAUGCUGGUGCCCCUGCUACCCCACCCUUGCAGCCCAAUCAGUGAAGUCCGCUGGCAGACAGAGGACUACGAUGGAAAUAAGAUCCUGCUGCAGGUCCAAGGUGCAAACUUCAAACACCAACAAGAACCCUGCUACAUAUCCUCGUCUGUCACUGAGUCAGCCUCAGCUCCAUCCACCUUCACCCGCAGCGCCGCCUCCUACAGGAACCGUCGGCACCACCACCGGUCAACAUCCCGUCCCAGCGUCCACCAGGCCUCCCACAGCUCCCACCCUCUGGCCUGUGACGAGCAGGACCAGUGGGUUGACCAGCACCAUCCGGACACCUGGAGGGCCCAGUGGAGUGGCCACCGGUCCAGCUCCCUCUUCUCUCUACCCAACCUGGGCUCAGCCAGCUCCCACUCCACUUGCUCCUCGCCCGGACCACCUCCCAGCCCCCAUCACAGGAGCCACUCCCUCAACCGGAGCUCCUCCCUAAUCCCGCCCUUCCGGCUCAACUUGGACGCUCUGCUUGGGGCUGAAGAGACAGAUGUGGACACAGGAAACAAAGUGAAUCCAGGCAGCAAUGUGGACCUCACAGUGGUGUCUGCAUACAUCAAAUCCAGCCUGCCACAGACUUCUCGGCCCCUAUCGGCACCACCAGAAGACAUCGGUCCAUCCCUCUCUCCUGGCCUCCCAGAGAAUGCCUACAGGGCAGCCACACUGGGACGGAUUCCAAACAGCUUCACCGCCAACAGCACUCCCUCCACCUUGUUUGGGUCACGUAUCCUCAGCAGCAGUACGAACACUACGUCCCUGAGUGAUGUUUCCAUAAACCAGUCUGACAAUUGCAGCAUUAUUAGUGCACCUGUUGAAGAGACAGACAAGAUAGAAGAAGAAGAAGAAGAAGAAGAAGAAGAAGAAGAAGAAGAUGAUCAAGAAUUCUACAUUUGAUGUAUUACUGUUUAGCUGAGAGGAUUCACUCAGGCCAGUAAAGACCAUCCACAGCUCUACUCUGCCCUCUGGUGUUUGAUAGUAAAACUAAAAUUACAGCAACAGUGUAAACUGGAGCACAGCACAAACUGUAUGUGAUGCUCUCAUGUUAUUUGUAAAUGUUGCGUUUGUUGCUUGUAGUUUUAAGUUUUGUGUAAAUAUCAGGUUAUAUAAUGCACAUUUAAAGGAGAAAUAACAUCACUCUGUACAGAUACACUAUUCAAUAAAUGUAUUGUGUGCUAUACACUUUGAGGUCCCUUUCCAGCCUUGAUUCUCUAUUUUACUUACAUCAAAGUGUUUAUUUAAAAUGCUAAUGUGGUUUGAGCAUUAAUAUGAGAAUAUAAUAAACUUUAUUUAUACAUAGCACAUAUUAAGAUUAAAGGGAAAGCAGGUUAAAGUCUGAAGGCCCCCAAGUAGCUUAGUCAAGUUAGUGAGAAUGACAGCAAAGUGACUGGCUGUUUCAUAUUUUAUGCAGAGUUUAUGGGAGUUUAAACAAUACAGAUAGUCCUGAUAUCAUAGAGUAGUACAUGAAUAAAAGAAACUCAUACCAUGAGCUGGCACCUCAGUGUGGUAAUUGGUAAGUCAAACAACUAAGUUAGGAAACUGGCACUUACUGUGGUGAAUGGCCUUGAGUCUGUUCCUUACAUCAAGAAUAUUAAACUGACGCAGAUGACUUACA
This is a messenger RNA of Etheostoma spectabile (orangethroat darter), 2631 nucleotides long. RefSeq names its product family with sequence similarity 124 member A (gene fam124a). Bases 273 to 1913 code for a protein of 546 amino acids. Lineage: Eukaryota; Metazoa; Chordata; Actinopteri; Perciformes; Percidae. The record is from RefSeq and is a predicted model, not a curated record. The transcript is spliced from 5 exons.